Vitrella brassicaformis is the source of this 794-nucleotide messenger RNA. NCBI's taxonomy places the organism in Eukaryota, Vitrellaceae. The record is from the annotation of a GenBank genome assembly.
UUACCAACUGAUAUAAAACGUAGGCACCGAUUCUCACGGGAUGAUGAAGACAGGUGGUAUCCAAACCGAUGACAGGUGCCACAUGUCUCCGGCCGAGACAGGUGGCCUCUUGGCUGCACGAGCGACAAGCCACCCCUCACGCACGCGGCCAUCCAACACCCCACGCGACUCGUCACCGCAGCCCCUCUCCCCACCGGCCUCCUCCCCUCCCUCGGGCCGCACCUUGUCGUCCGAGGGAGGGGGACGUCCCUUGGCUCAGCCCUGACAGAAACAGACACACAUACACACACACAUACACACAGAGAGAGGGAGGGACAUGUGUGUGUGUCUGUGUGUAAGUUACCUGACUGCGUCCUUCUCGGCGUCGGCCUCGUCCUUACCCUCCCCGUCCUCGUCCGUCUCCUGCGUCUGGUGCUCGCCCUCGGUGGCGUCUCGAGCGGCGCUAUCCUCGUCCGCCACACGGGCAGCCGCGGACACCAACUGACGCUCAGCCCUGACAUAAACAGACACACACACACACACACAUACACAUACACACAGAGAGAGGGAGGGACAUGUGUGUGUGUCUGUGGUGCUGGACCUGCCCUCCGACGUGUCGUCGGCUUGCUGUUCGUUGAACUCGACUGUCUCCUGCGUCUGGUGCUCGCCCUCGGUGGCGUCUCGAGCGGCGCUCUCCUCGUCCGCCACACGGGCAGCCGCCUGGAUGACACACACAUACAUCACACACAUUUAUGUUCGUCUCACUAUCGCCAUUUCCCUUGCCUACAUUGUCUUCUUACCCCUCCUCGGCUCAU